Molecule: messenger RNA, 825 nt
Organism: Nannospalax galili (Upper Galilee mountains blind mole rat)
Lineage: Eukaryota; Metazoa; Chordata; Mammalia; Rodentia; Spalacidae
Product: major histocompatibility complex class I-related gene protein
Exons: 3
Coding region: 151-825 (224 amino acids)
Biological process (GO): immune response
Cellular component (GO): external side of plasma membrane
Source: RefSeq, a predicted model, not a curated record
UCAGGGACUCACUCUCUGAGAUAUUUUCACCCUGUUGUUUUGGAUCCUGGCCCUGGAAUCCAUGAAUUUAUCUUGGUUGGGUAUGUGGACUCACACCCUAUCACCACCUGUGACAGCGUCACUAGCCAGAAGGAGCCUCGGGCUCCAUGGAUGGUGGAGAACCUGGUGCCUGAUCCCUGGAAGAGGUACACUCAGCUGCUAAGGGGCUGGCAGCAGAUGUUCAAGGUGGAACUGAGGCAUCUGCAGAGGCACUACAAUCACUCAGGGCUUCACACUUACCACAGAAUGAUUGGCUGUGAGUUGAUGGAAGAUGGCAGCACCACAGGCUUGCUUCAAUAUGCAUAUGAUGGACAAGAUUUCAUCAUCUUCAACAAAGAUACCCUGUCCUGGUUGGCUAUAGAUAAUGUGGCUCUCAUCACCAAGAGGGCAUGGGAGACCAAUCAGCAUGAAUUACAUUACCAGAAGAACUGGUUGGAAGAAGAAUGUAUUGCUUGGCUAAAGAGAUUAUUGGAGUAUGGAAAAGAUACCUUAGAAAGAACAGAGCCUCCAGUGGUAAGAGCAAGUUGCAAAGAAACUUUUCCAGGGACUACAGUUCUCUUCUGCAGAGCUCAUGGCUUUUACCACCCCUCCCCCCAAGAAAUUUCCAUGGCAUGGAUGAAAAAAGUGGAAGAAAUUGCCCAAGAGGUAGACUAUGGAGACAUUCUUCCCAAUGGGGAUGGAACGUAUCAAAACUGGGUGUCAGUUGAUCUGGAUCCUCAGAGCAGGGAUGUUUAUUCAUGUCUUGUGGAGCGCAGUGGCCUCCACCUUAUUCUUGAGGCCCCUUAG